AAAAAGAUAAGAAGCAACAAUAAAUUAAAAGCUACAGUAGAAAACUCUUAGAAACUCUCAGGGUUAAACAAUUGUGUGCAGUUUCCAGUUUCCUUCGGACUACACAUAACCAGCGGCUUAGUAUUGUGUUCUUACGAGCAGUGGUUAGUUAAGCGAUUAAUUAACAACACUCUCCCGGGUGGACACAGGCAUCAAAACGAGCAAACCCCCUCGGGAGAGCAGCCACGACGACAGUGGGGAGUGACGUUUGAUUUGUCCAAAAGAAACUCGCAGGAAGUGACGCCUCCCUGUACGCGACGGGCGGGAUAUCCGCAGUAGUAAGCUAACUAAUAACAUGGCGAAGACUUACGAUUACUUGUUUAAACUACUUUUAAUCGGCGAUUCCGGCGUUGGGAAGACCUGCGUGCUUUUCAGAUUUUCAGAAGAUGCCUUCAACUCAACGUUUAUCUCCACGAUAGGUAUUGACUUCAAAAUCAGAACAAUAGAAUUAGAUGGAAAGAAGAUCAAGCUACAGAUAUGGGAUACAGCAGGACAGGAGAGGUUCAGGACUAUCACAACAGCCUACUACAGAGGAGCCAUGGGCAUCAUGUUAGUGUUUGACAUUACCAAUGAGAAGUCCUUUGAAAACAUCAAGAACUGGAUACGGAAUAUAGAAGAGCAUGCAUCAGCAGACGUGGAAAGGAUGGUCCUUGGGAAUAAGUGUGACGUUAAUGACAAGCGUCAAGUGUCCAAAGAAAGAGGAGAGAAGCUGGCGCUGGAGUACGGUAUCAAAUUUAUGGAGACCAGUGCGAAGGCGAACAUCAACGUGGAGAAUGCCUUCUUAACGCUUGCCAGAGACAUUAAGGCAAAAAUGGACAAGAAGCUGGAGGGAAACAACCCACAGGGCAGCAAUCAAGGAGUAAAGAUUACAGAACAACCCAAGAAGAGCAGUUUCUUCCGCUGCACGCUGCUGUGAGAAGACGAGUGCGUCGGCAACCACCAUCGCCUUAACCGUGUCCCCCCACUGGACAUAACUGGACAGAGCACACGCUGAUCUGUUUUAUCCUUCUUCAUUUGUCUUCCUCCUCCUUCUGAUUUGUCCCGUCAUUAUGUAAUUAGGAAAAGUCUACCCCCCCGCCUUGGUUUACCAGUCUUCCUUUAAUACCUGUGGAUCUAACUGCUGUGGGCUCUGUUACAUAUUUAAUCUCAUUUCUUUUUUUCUCCCCCACCCCCCAUUAAUUAAUAUUUUCAGUGUAGGCACAAGAGUGAAAGAUUCUUAACGGUCACGUCCUUAAAUACUAAGAAAGAUCCAACCUUUCGGCAGUGACGGAUAAUAAUUAAGGGAUUCGUUCAUCAAAUUUGAGAGAGUUUUAAUAUCUACGUAACUAGAGAGGCUAAUUUUUUAAGCAGCCAUUUCCUGAGUUUAUCAUGUUCAAAAGCUGAUUGUGCACAGCUAAAUACCAUAUGGAUUGGAUACAAAAAAAAGAAAAAGUAUUCUUCUUCUUAGAGAUUAAGGACGUUGCAUGUACAACAUUGCCAAAACUCUGUGCACAGAAGAGCACUAACCAGAGGAGAAAGAGAAGUGGGAGACCCCAGUGCCCAGCUGAACAACAAUAGGACAAGUCUGAGAAACACACAGAAACGCCUCACAGUUCCUCAUCUGGCAGCUUUUUAAAAGAAUGUAUUUGUCUAGACUAGUUUUGAAGUGAGUAGGAAGUGCUGUUGCAUUUCUUUGAUCAAGAAUAUAACUUUUUCAGGUGCGUUUUGAGCCUUUAAUCCAACACACAAAGGCUGAUUCUCCAGACGCUGAACUAGCCGCAUCGUUUGCUUCUUUAGUCAGCACAGCAUUCUUCAGCUUCUUACAUGAUAAACUUGCGUUAGGUGACACGAUGCAACAUUCGAAGCCAGAGGCGAUGGUUGCUGAAAACAGGGUAUGUAUGCUUGAUCCUCCAUUAAAGCUCAGUGAUGGUUCCUGAUGAAUAAUUCCAUUUAUCAUUAAUUUAAUGCGCUAUUACAUAAAAACAAAUAUCCUUUUCCUUAAGGACGAUCCCCAGUCACCACAAACCUUUAGGCAGCGCUGUAUUUGAUCCUUGUGACCAACAAAAGACCAGAUUAUACUUAAAGAAUACGUGUAUUACACUCAUGUGUUUUUAUAAUAUUUCGAUUGUCACCCGUGCUUCCAAAGUGAUGCGUACAAUCCCCCCCCCCCCCCCCACACACACACACACACACACAAGAUAUUAUACUAGAUAUUUGUCCUGACAGGGUGGUCUAGCUCUUUCCUUAAUGUCCACAUCUAUGUAAAUGCAUCGUGUAAAUAUAUUAAAAAAAAAAAAAAAAAAAAAAA
Messenger RNA from Maylandia zebra (zebra mbuna), 2326 nucleotides. RefSeq names its product ras-related protein Rab-8A. Gene Ontology annotation, molecular function: GTPase activity; GTP binding. Lineage: Eukaryota; Metazoa; Chordata; Actinopteri; Cichliformes; Cichlidae. The record is from RefSeq and is a predicted model, not a curated record.